AUGGCCCAACUUACUUUUCUCUUCAGCGUUAUCAUAACAUUAGUUAACUUCUGCUCUGCGCUAGAUUGGCCAUUUCCAACUAUGACAGAAGUCAACGGAACCUACUGGCAAGCGUUCAAUUAUUUGAGUUGCUUAAAUGCCAGUCAUUUUCCAGGUGACACAUUGGUCGGUUAUGAUGACGCUGGCAUAUUAGUUGUAGCACUUAACUCGUCACUAGUUAAUACUACUGCGGCUGACCAGAUUCGGACCACGUGCUAUAUUGCUUUCCGUAGUCGUUUCAAGAAUGCUUUGGAAUUUUACGACACAGAGGCACCGGAGCUGGAGGAUGCGACGACAUUGAGUGCGGUACUAGCCCAGCCGCAAUAUUUGUCACGGACGGAGCCCUGGCCCCCCGCGAGGAGUAGGAGGAACCAUAGCUCAAUAAGUAGCAAUACCACGCUAACACGCAGGACCGAGGAGUAUUAUGAGAUGUUUCUAUCAGAGUACUCAGGUUGCGCUAGUUCAGAUCUAAUUUUGACGUACCCUUUGGAGUGUAUGUCCUAUGCGAGUUCUUUCACAUCAUUAGAGUUUAGCAACCCUUCCUCCAAAUAUAUCUUGAGAGGUUACGCAUGGCCGCAUCACGAUUGUACCAAGGGCAACGAAAAGUCAUAUGUGGUUGGCCCGGGUAGCAGUUCGGGCUGCUUCAAGCGAACGACGUACUCUUACUACGGCGUUUUUCAAGAUGACGACUGCUAUGGAGUAGAAGAGUACAAUUGCCAAGAAGCUACGACCAACGACAUAUCCUCAAUAAUCAUGACAGGGGCAGUAUACCUAAUGAUGGCCCUACUAGCCUCUAGCUAA
This is a messenger RNA of Kazachstania africana CBS 2517, 840 nucleotides long. RefSeq lists its product as uncharacterized. Bases 1 to 840 code for a protein of 279 amino acids. The transcript has a single exon. The record is from RefSeq and is a predicted model, not a curated record. NCBI's taxonomy places the organism in Eukaryota, Fungi, Ascomycota, Saccharomycetes, Saccharomycetales, Saccharomycetaceae.